UUGUUCGUCUGUUGAACUGAACUUAUGCGAAUUCUUCCUUUUGGUAUCCUUUCUUGUCAUAUGUUUUGUGAUACUGUUGCCGUAUAGGCGCCUUGGCGUGAGAUUAAGAGACUUCAGUCCUGCUCGAUAAGGAAGGAUGUUGUCAUUACUGGCAGAGAGUUGGACGUGGUAUGCCUUUGCGACACUGGUUAUUUGUGCCAGAUAUGCAUCAAGAUGGCUUCAACUGGGCUCAUUAAAAGCUUUUGGACCUGAGGAUUAUGUUAUGCUCUGGGUAUUUGGCUUCUACACAUCCCUCGUAGCUAACAUGAAUGUCGUCGCCCAUCUCGAUACGAAUCUCAUGCUACCAACAGAUAUUCCUACUCUCACUCCAGCUGGAAUCGCUUCUCGUAUCCAUGGCUCGAAACUGGUACUUGUCGUGGAACAAUCCAUGAUUAUGACACAAUGGGGAUGCAAGAUCUGUCUAUUACUGCUAUAUAGCAAGUUGACAUUCGGUUUAAAGCAACAGCUUGCUGUCAAGAUUGUCGGUGGUUAUGUGGUUGUCAACUUGAUUGUUAUGGAGAUAUUAUACUUUGGAGUAUGGUGCAGACCAUUCGAUCAGUAUUGGGCUGUACCGGUUGCCAAUGAACAAUGUUCAGCAGCUAUCCAUCACUUGAUCACAAAUGCCGUGUUCAAUAUUUCCUCCGAUAUUAUGAUGCUUUGCAUACCCAUCCCACUACUCAUCAAAUCCCAACUCCCAAGAGCAAAUAAAAUAAUACUCUGCGGCCUCUUCGGUCUAGGUAUCUUCGUAAUUCUCUGCGCAGUCCUAAACAAAUACUACUCUUUCGCCCACCCCUUCUCCCCCAUGUGGGAAUUCUGGUACAUCCGUGAAGCCAGCACCGCCGUGCUCGUAGCAAACAUGCCCAUGUGCUGGUCCCUCAUGCGCCGUAUCUUCAAUCUUCGUGCCUUCUCGGGCUUGUCGUCUUCGAAUGGCCAGCGCUCGAAAUCUCUGCCCAUAGCGACGGUGUACAGUGGUGCGGUCUCGCGUGCGAGAGGCGGCGGGACGAAAGAUGGGUCGAGGGUUAUGGUGUCGAAGGUUGAUCGGAAUGAGACGAGUAAUAGCUGGUGGGAUCGAGAAGGGAGGAUCAGAAGAGUGAGAGUGGGAGUCGGAGUAGUUGAGUGGGAGGUUAUGAUCCAAUGUAUAAUAUGACACGAUACCAUGGGUAGGUUGAUUGCUAGGCUAUUGGGAGGACUUAUGAUCUUUAGGUUGGUUUGGAUAUGUCUAUUUAAAAUGGCUUGGAAUAAAGGAGUAACAGCACUACAACGAAGAGCAACGCAACAAAAUUGUAUUCUACAUACA
This is a messenger RNA of Mollisia scopiformis, 1336 nucleotides long. RefSeq lists its product as uncharacterized. Lineage: Eukaryota; Fungi; Ascomycota; Leotiomycetes; Helotiales; Mollisiaceae. The coding region runs from base 137 to 1186 and encodes 349 amino acids. The transcript is spliced from 8 exons. The record is from RefSeq and is a predicted model, not a curated record.